GGCGGCGGCGACAAUGGGCGCGGCGGCACCGGGCCCCUCUUAAAAGGGCAACGCGGGGUUGCCCUCCGGUGUUGGGACCGGGGCCGGGGCCCGUGCCUCUCUGGGCAGCUGGCUCCCCCCGGGAGUACCGGGACAGGUGAAAUCACCGCUGGCCACUGAGCGCCUCCUUCCGCGCCCCCGAGCUGCGAGGGGCGACCGCGGUUCCCGUUCCUGUUCCGGUCCUUCUGCUCCCGGUCCGGUACCCUUCCCGGUUCCAUUCCUGCUCCGCUCCUGCUCUGUCUCCUGCUCCCUCGCUCGCUCCCGUUUCGCCCCAGUGUCGGUCUCACUCCGCUCUGCAUUGCUGCGGUCCACUCCCGGUGCCGCUCCCGGUCUGUUCCCAGCAGCGGUCCCGGUUCUCGCUCCAGUCCCUGUCCCUGUCCCUGUCUCUCUCCCGGUCUCACCCCAGUAGAGGUCCCCUUCCCCCUCCCGGUCCCGGUUCUGGUCCCGGUGCCGGUGCGCGGCGGGAGCGUCGUGCGGGGCUGCGCCCGCCAGGGAGCGCCGCAGCUCCGGGGCCACCGCCCGAGCCGGGCACGGGGAGAGCCGGGACCACCGGGCACGGACAGGGCGGACACAGGGGAUCCACCGGGCACGGACAGGGCGGACACAGGGCAUCCACUGGGUAUGGACAGGGCGGACACAGGGGAUCCGCCGGGCAUGGAAAGGGUGGGCAGAGGGGAUCAACUGGGCAUGGACAGGGUGGGCACAGGGGGAUACACCGGGCACGGACAGGGGGGACAUAGGGGAUCCACCGGGCAAGGGCAGGGUGGGCACAGUGGAUCCACCAGGCACGGACAAGGCGGACACAGGGGAUCUACCGGGUAUGGGCAGGGUGGGCAGAGGGGAUACACCAGACACAGACAGGGUGAGCACAGAGGAUCCACAGGACAUGGACAGGCUGGGCACAUGGUACCCACUGGUCAUGGACAGGGUGGGCACAGGGAAUCCACUGGGCAUGGACAGGGUGGGCACACUGACCCACUGGGCAUGGACAGGGUGGGCACAUGGCCCCUGCUCCCAGGACUGGUGGGUGAGAGCAGUUGCUGGGACCCUCCUGCCCCUGAGCCCCCCACACAGCGUGUCCUCUGUGGGUGUCUGCAGGAGGAAAACAGCCGCCCUCACUUUGGGGGGAAGGGGAGGCUCUGGAAAGCCCCCAGAGCUGAGUGGGGAGGGGGAUUAGGGCUGGAGCAGAGGGCAGCAGGGGCAGCAUCACUGCACGGGGAGAGCCAUUCUCAUGGUGAGGCCUUUUGGGAAGGAAAUGUUUGCCCAGAGGUGCUGCCUGCAUCCUGCCUGCACGUGGCCUGGCUUGCCAAGGCUGUGGGCACUGUGGGGGGAGCAGAGUGCUGCAGGGUCCCACUGCACCUGCACUGCCACCCAUCCCUCACCCUCAAUCACUGCAGCACGGAGGGUUCCCCCUCUCUGCUCCCCUUCUCAGCACCACCUCACCUUUGGCGUGGCUGGGGUGGCACUUUGGCCAGGAGCCAAGUGUGGGCACCCCGACCACGACCUCCCCAGGAACUGGGACCCCCCCAGGAAUCAUCAGCCUCCUGAGAGCCUGGGGCUCUCCCAGGGAUUUCUGCAGGGCAGGGGCCGAGUGGGACCACUCCCCAGUAGCUCUUGAUGCCCAUCGGUGCCAGGAGCACGUGUCACCUGCCCAGGCACAGGCGGUGCCCGUUACUCUGGGGUGGGGCACUGGCACCCAGCUCAGCACCUGGCAUCACCCGUGUGCUGACUGGGGAUGGGGCUUUGUGCCUGCUGGGGGGCCCUGGCACCUGGAGGGAGCUUACUGGGAGGUGCUGGGAUGUGGUGGGGCCCUGCGCUGUAGCUGCGUAAGCAUUUCGGGGGGGUCACCGGUGUUUAUCUGAGCGCAGGGCGAGGCGAUGACCAGCGCUAAUGAUUAACCCUGGGCUGAGCCAGAGGAUGAGGCCCCCCCCGCACGAGGGGCUGGGGGGCUCCGUGUCCCCCCCGUGCCCCCCACCAGCUCCUGGCGCCCGUGGCUCAGCCCAGGGAGCCCGGCAGAUGCUGCUGCUGCCUUCAGCCCAGGAUGCCCGGCUGCUGUGCCAUCCUGUGCCCACCCGAGGCUGGGUCCGCCCGUGGCACAGCGGUGCCAGCGGUGUCUCCCCGAGCCAGGGGAGUGCGAGAGACCCAUCCUGGGGGGCUGAUGCUGCGGGGACCCCGUGGGCACGGUGGCACCCCUGUGCCAAGCGGGGCAGAACGACCCCCCCUGCCCGGAGCCGGCGGCGGGGCGAGGCCUCCCCACCUGCCCCAGGUGCUCUAUAAAGCUCAGGCCGCUGUCGAGCUGCCAGUUCCGGAUCCCUGCACUGGUGUGCCACCAGCUAACGGGAGAGCAGCUGCUGCCGAGCCCCGAGAGGCGCCGGGACCCCCCGGACAAGCCCCAUGGCGUUCCCUGCCUUUCUGCUGCUGCUGGUGCUGGGCACAGGUACCCGUGCCAUGACCACCGAGACAACCAUGGAGAUGGAAACCACCGAAACCACCACCGUGGAGAUGACCACGGAGACCACCACCAGGUUGCCAAAUAUAUUCCCCAAAAGCACACGGGCCAGCCGGCCCCAAACCUCUGUCUUCCCCUACGCCACCGCAUUCCCUGGCACAAACACCACGAACUUCCAGUUUGGCAACCACUCCAUGAGCAAUGCCACAUCCAAUGGCACUGUGGUGCCUGUCCAGAGCAGCCCGGCCGUCCCCCAUGCCAAUGCCACCUCAAACAGCAGCGGCUGGGUCCCCCCCUUUGGCACCAACAGCAGCUCUGCCGCUCCCACCACCGUGCACGGCAGCGCCAAAGGCAACGGGAGCACCAGUGCUCAGGUCUUUCCCACCCAGAUAACGUCUGAGGGCAGCACAGCUCCCAACCAGGGUGGCCCCAACCCCAGCAAAACCUCAGCCCAGCUGCCUGCUGCCGUCCAGCUGCUCGUCCGUGUCCCGCUGUCCUUCCGCAUCAUCAACAGGAGCUUCAACGAGAGCCUGCGUGACCCGGCAUCGCCGGAGUACCGGAGCCUGAGCCGCACCGUGCUGACCAUGUUCCAACACGUCUUUGGCUGCGCGGGCUGCAUGGGCACGCAGACCUACACGGGGUGCAGCGAGCUGCAGUACAGCCCAGGCUCGGUGCAGGUCCAGUCCACCCUCGUGUUUGGGAAUGGAAGCGAUGCUGUCACUGCUGAUGCUGCUGAGCAGCGCCUGAGGAAGAGCCUGGACAAGAACGGCUUCAUCAUGGGCCUGCAGCUGGACAGCAUCCAGAGCUCUGCAGCAGUGCUAUCCCCAGCCCCAGCACCCAUGAUCCCGGACUGGGCCAUCGCUCUCUUGGCGCUGGUCAGCAUCCUGCUGCUGUUCACCAUCUUCACCUGUCUCCUCCUGAUGUCCACCUGCACCUGCCGCCGGAAAAGCCGAGGCAAGCUGGACCUGCUGAGCCAGAAGGACUCCUACCACCCCAUGGCUGAGUACCUGCAGUACCAGAGCCACGGGCGCUACGUGUCCCCCAACAGCAAACCCAACCCCUACAGCCAGGUGGCCGGCGGCAGCACCACGAGGUCCGGCACCUUCACCUACACCAACCCCGCCGCCGGCUCCGACAACCUGUGAGGGGCGCGCUGGGAAGGAGGGCAGCUGCCGAGGGGAGGGGGCUGCCGCAGCCCCCCGCCCCCGGGAGAGCAGCGCAUCCCCCGGCGCUGCUCGGCCCCUCGGCGGGGGCAGCGGGAGCCGGGCGCUUCUGGAGCAGCCGGAUUCGCGCAGGUGACAGAACGGGAUGAGCGGGGACGGCGGCGGCGAGGGAGGGUCCCGCACGCCCCGCGGUCCCCGCACUCGCUUGGCUUUGCAACCCUGCUCCGUGCCGGGGGUGGAGGACGGGGGUCGUGCUCCCGCUGCGAUUCCAUGGCUCUUUUUGUGGUGUUGUUUUAUAUAAAUAUCUCUGUUUGCGGGGUGUUGGUGCCGGGCUUGGCUCGGCGGGGUGGCAGCUCCUCGGCCGGGCUGUAUUUAUCACAGAUAAAAUAAAAGGAUGGGGGCAGCCGUGUGUCCCCAGGGCUGCGCCGUGGUGUGCCAGGGGGGCUUCUCUGGGACAGUGACCCUCCCUGACGUGGCUGUCACCCACCUCAGGGUGGCGGCUCUUGUUUCCCAUUCCAGGCAAUCCUGGGCUCGGUGCUGGGGGUGUCACCGUGUCCCUGGUCCCUGCACGCCUCUGGAUGUGACAUGUCCUGCUAGAUACCGUCCCCCUCACCCCUCCUGCUCGGUUUCUGCCCGUGAUUUAAUGUGGUUGGUUUGCCAUGCCCACUUUCCCCGUGGCUGCCCAGGCGGA
Messenger RNA from Passer domesticus (house sparrow), 4342 nucleotides. RefSeq names its product mucin 1, cell surface associated (gene MUC1). NCBI's taxonomy places the organism in Eukaryota, Metazoa, Chordata, Aves, Passeriformes, Passeridae. Bases 2434 to 3633 code for a protein of 399 amino acids. The record is from RefSeq and is a predicted model, not a curated record. The transcript is spliced from 7 exons.